GUUAAAAAAAGAUAACAAACAACACAAUUGGUAAGAAUGAGAAAGCCCGAUCUAAUGGGGAAAGAGAGAGUGAACAGUAAUAAUAAUAAUAUUAAGGCAAAGCUAAGAAAAGGCUUAUGGUCACCAGAAGAAGAUGAGAAGCUGAUGAAAUAUAUGCUAACAAAUGGACAAGGUUGCUGGAGUGACAUUGCAAGAAAUGCUGGCUUGCUGAGAUGUGGAAAGAGUUGUCGUCUUCGUUGGAUUAAUUAUUUAAGACCUGACCUUAAAAGAGGUGCUUUUUCUCCUCAAGAAGAAGAACUUAUCAUCCAUUUGCAUUCCAUUCUUGGCAACAGGUGGUCUCAAAUUGCGGCUCGUCUUCCUGGAAGGACAGAUAACGAAAUAAAGAAUUUUUGGAACUCAACGUUAAAGAAAAGAUUGAAGCUUAUUGCUAACAACACCACCAACAAUAAUAAUAAUAUUCCUUCCACAACCUCACCAAUCGACAGUGAUCUUUCUUCAGAACCUAAUGGAGCUGUCGUAUUAGGAAAUAUCAUGCCCAUGCAUGAUCAUGACCUAAUGACUAUGUGCAUGGACUCAUCUUCCUCAUCAUCAGCAUCUAUCCAAGCCAUGGCCGCCGGAGCUGGCACCGGAAAUCACUUUGAUCCUUUCUUCAUGUUUAAUAACAUGAGCGGAGCGGCUGGAGGUGUUUUUGACAUGCACACAUGCUUGACACAGGUUGGUAUGAGUGGAGAUGGAUUAUUAUAUGGCGAUUAUGCGAUCUUAGACAGUGAUGAGAAUAAUAAAUUAGGGUUAGAAAGAGACCUCUGUCUUCCUCCAUUAGAGACUAGUAGAAGUAUUGAAGAGAAGAAGAUUAAUAAUAAUAACAAUGCUGUAACUAAUCACAGCAUUAAGAGCACGAAAAGCAAUAUCAACAACAACAACCACUUAAAUAAUGAUAAUACUUGCUUCAAUAACACUGAUCAUCAUCAGAGCUUCAAAGUAGAGGACAUGUUUGGAAUUCAUGAAAACCAAUGGCAAGGAGGAGGAGAAAACUUAAGAAUGGGAGAAUGGGAUUUGGAAGGUUUGAUGGAAAAUAUUUCUUCUUUUCCUUUUCUUGAUUUCCAAGUUGAAUAACUUUCUCCCUUAUAAAGCAACCCUCAACCCUAAUUAUAUGUGUCCUAGAAAAUUUAGGACAUAUAUAAAUUCUUUUUCAGAUCACCUAAAACAAAAUACAAAAUUCUUCUUCAUGCUCUCUCUCUCUCUCAAAAACCCUUUUUUCCUUUCUUUUUCCAGUUUUAUAUAUUGUACUUGUUUUUUUUCUCUUUCUCUACAUAUAAAAAAACCCUAUUUUCUUUCUUUCUUUUCUUUGUAUGCAAUAAAUAUUAGGGUUGGAAGAGAUCAAGAUUCUUGUAUAAGAUGUAGUUCAGGUCAUUUCUCUGUCAGGUAUUUUUCUUGGAACGGAUUGGUGCAAAUUAAAAUCACUGUUCCAAUGAAGAGAAAUUGUGAAUAGGAUAUACAGAUGAGAAAGUUGUAGAGAGAAAGGAAAUAAAAGAUUAAUGAGUUGGUGAAUAAUUGUCUGUAGUUAAUUUUUUCAUGUACAAAUUAAGAAGGAAAUAAUGAGAAAAAGGGGGCUUUUGUACUCUUAGUGCAAGCUCAAGAGGAUACGAUAGACACUUUGUAAACACAUCUUAAUAAAAAAUUUCAUGCAACUUCAUUGCAA
Messenger RNA from Jatropha curcas, 1699 nucleotides. It is a transcript of the gene MYB83, whose product is annotated as myb domain protein 83. The record is from RefSeq and is a predicted model, not a curated record. Lineage: Eukaryota; Viridiplantae; Streptophyta; Magnoliopsida; Malpighiales; Euphorbiaceae.